ACAGGGUGGUUUCAGGGAUGGCAAAUUCACUUUAGAAAUUGUAAAAUGCCUAGCAGUCUUCAGAACAAGAGAUUAGUUAGAAAAGGAAAGUGACAACUGUGUGUUUUCUCAGGGCCUGUCGGAAAGUCUCUGGUUUCUCUUCAUCCCUGAGGACUGGGGAGGAGGCCUUUUCAGGAAGAGCAGUUUACUUUUGUGAAAGGGAUACUUCCUGAUUUCAAACAUUUGGAACUAAACUGGAACCUAUUUUUCUUUCCUAUUGGUACGUUUUUGAGGUGUGUGUAAAGCCACCAGCGCAGCAGCUGGGAGGACCCCUCAAAGCGGGGCGGGUGGGGUGAGUGAAUCCCAGCGGGUACAGUCUUUGCCCAGAUUUGAGUCUCAUUUGGGUGAUGUUUCAGAGCCCUGGGUGGCAGAUGACCAUUUAUUCAACGGUCCUUCAUUCACUCAUCCAGCCACUCAGCACAUCUUUACUGAGCACGUGCCCUGUGCUGUGCUAGGCGCUGAAGGAUAGAAGUGAACGGGUCUCUCCUCAUGGAGCUUAGGUUCCAGCAAUAAGCAAAACAUGUCCUGCAGCGAAAGGCUUCUGGGCUUCUGGGCUGCCGGCGAGAUCUUCCCAACUUUCACUGCCGGGUUCCUUCCUGACGCCCGUCUCUAGGGACGCACUCCCGCGGGUGGCAGGGCUGGGGCCCGGCGGAGUCUCGCGAGGAUCUGGUGACUUCUCGCGGUAGCGCCCAGCGGUUGCCGGGAAACGGCGUGGCUUCCGGGGGGCGGGCGCGUUGGUCCGGGAGUCGCGGCUGGGCCUGUCCGCUGGCGUCAUGGCACCCAAAAAGAAAGGGAAGAAAGGCAAAGCCAAAGGCACCCUGAUUGUGGAUGGGCUUGCUCCAGAGGACAUGAGCAAGGAGCAGGUGGAGGAGCAUGUCAGCCGCAUCCGGGAGGAGCUGGACCGCGAGCGGGAGGAGCGAAACUACUUCCAGCUGGAGCGGGACAAGAUCCACACCUUCUGGGAGAUCACACGGAGGCAGCUGGAGGAGAAGAAGGCUGAGCUGCGGAACAAAGACCGGGAGAUGGAAGAAGCUGAGGAGAGGCACCAGGUGGAGAUCAAGGUGUACAAGCAGAAAGUGAAGCACCUGCUGUAUGAGCACCAGAACAACCUGACUGAGAUGAAGGCCGAGGGCACCGUAGUCAUGAAGCUGGCACAGAAGGAGCACCUCACACAGGAGGGUGUGCUGCGCAAGGACAUGCGGGCACUGAAGGUGGAGCUCAAGGAGCAGGAGCUGGCCAACGAGGUGGUGGUGAAGAACCUACGGCUGAAACACACUGAGGAGAUCACCAAGAUGCGGAAUGAUUUUGAGAGGCAAGUUCGAGAAAUUGAGGCCAAGUAUGAUAAGAAGAUGAAGAUGCUGAGGGACGAGCUCGACCUGCGGAGAAAGACUGAGCUCCACGAAGUGGAGGAGAGGAAGAACAGCCAGAUCAACACGCUGAUGCAGCGCCACGAGGAGGCCUUCACCGACAUUAAGAACUACUACAAUGACAUCACCCUCAACAACCUGGCCCUCAUCAACUCCCUCAAGGAGCAGAUGGAGGACAUGCGGAAGAAGGAGGACCACCUGGAGAGGGAGAUGGCAGAGGUGUCUGUGCAGAACAAGCGCCUGGCAGACCCUCUCCAGAAGGCUCGGGAGGAGAUGAGCGAGAUGCAGAAGCAGCUCGCCAACUACCAGAGGGACAAGCAGAUCCUGCUUUGCACAAAAGCCCGUUUGAAAGUCACGGAGAAAGAGCUGAAAGACCUGCAGUGGGAGCAUGAAGUGUUAGAGCAGCGGUUCACCAAGGUGCAGCAGGAGCGGGACGAGCUCUACCGGAAGUUCACUGCAGCCAUCCAGGAGGUGCAGCAGAAGACAGGCUUCAAGAACCUGGUGCUAGAGCGCAAGCUACAGGCUCUGAGCGCUGCUGUGGAGAAGAAGGAGGUGCAGUUCAACGAGGUCCUGGCUGCCUCUAACCUGGACCCCGCAGCCCUGACGCUGGUGUCCCGCAAGCUUGAGGAUGUUCUGGAAUCGAAGAACAGCACCAUCAAGGACCUGCAGUAUGAGCUGGCCCGGGUCUGUAAGGCCCAUAACGACCUGCUGCGCACGUACGAGGCAAAGCUGCUGGCCUUCGGGAUCCCUCUGGACAACGUGGGCUUCAAGCCCUUGGAAACAGCUGUGAUCGGGCAGACACUGGGCCAGGGCCCCGCGGGACUAGUGGGCACCCCCACGUAGCUGCCCCACUGGGGGGCCACAGCCCAGAGAGCCAGCCUAGGAACACUCUGGAUGACAACCCCUUUCACACCAAGGACAGCAAGAUUUUUAGAUUUUAUCAUCAGCAAAUGAAAGCUUUUCACGUGUUCUUGCCAUCCUCAUUCCUGGCUCUGUGGAGGAGAACCACCUGCAGGACCCUCCCCCGUGGUAUCCCUGUCGCUUUCUUCCCUGGGUGCAUGUCCAGGCUGUGUCCAGGCCUACUCCCCGGUCUCACCUCCGACCACAGUCAGCAGCACCUUCUCAGAGUGCCCCGCACUCACCUGGGGGCUGGGGCAGUGCUGCACUGUGCUGCCUGUCUUCAUGCCACUGUCGUCCCAUCAAGUGGACAGCUUUGCAGGUGCUGGCACUGACUUUAUUGACACCUGAGUCACAGCCGCCCAGUGGGAUUCUCCAGGGGGCCAGGACUUCCCCAGGAAUUGGUGACACCAGUGCUCCCCGCUGAGCACGAAGCCCACUCUGUUGAGGGCUGGGUGGGUGCAGCCAGCGUGCGGGAAAGGGCAGGCAGCCUCCUGCUGCCAGUCUUCGCUCUAGCUCCCUCGAUAGGUGGUGUAGGACCAGGGGCUCAGCAGCAGGGGCACGUGGAACUUCUGGGCAUUGCUGGUGAUGGUGAACACAACCUGCGACGGAGAGAGGGCCAGGAGAGAGCAUAAGGGGAUGGCAGCAAACCACCUGUCUGGCCCCAACACACCUGGGAGAAUUCAGCAGCCCAGACUGAGGGUCUGGGAGGGGGUGAACCCUCUGCACCAGAGGGACACUCCACAGAAGCUGCAGCCUAAUAAGUCAGGUGCUUCUGUGGCGGCUCUGGUGUGGGGUGAGGCAGUGAGGUUAGGCCCAGAGAGCUGGAGUUGGCUCAGAUGAAAACCUGUCAACAAAGAGGGGAUGAGUGGCCCAGCCUCCCCACAAAGCCUGACCCUGAGCAGGUCAGCGAUGGGUGUGUCCUCAUAGAGUCUAUUGCUGCCUGGGCACCUUUCUUUUGGGAGCUCAAAGCAAGUGAGCUCACCUACCUGCCCCCGCCCAGGACCAGUCUGCCCACUGUCUAAAUGAUGCCCGGCCAGCAGGACCUGGCCUGCAGAUCCCAGUGAGUCAUGGGCCUCAGGCCCUCCAGCCCACCGGGCCUCUCACCUCCACGUAUGGGUAGAAGCUUUCCUGCCCCCUCUUCCUCCAGUAGCCCUCGGUGUCGAAGGUGAGCUUGUAGGUGCCUGCCUUCAUCUGGUCCGGCAUCAGGAGUCCAGGGCAGCGGCCAUCUGGGUCUGUGUAGCUGGGGAGAGGAUGAGGCUGCAGAGAUGGGGUGAGAAGCCCCCAUCCCAGCUUUCCUGCAUCUGUACCCCAGCGGGCCUCAGACACUGCCCUGCCACCUGUCAGACUCAGGCGAGCAGACACAGUGGGGCUGUUAGGGCCUGCAGUUGCAGAGCAGUCCAGGGACACCACUGCCCUGUCUAGGAAAUCACAACACAGAGAAGCAAAAAGGGAAAAAGUCUCCCACAGUUUAUCCCGUGAGCAAUAACCACUUUAUAGCUGGCACGUAUUUUUCCAGAUUUUCUCUAUGCAUAAGUAUAUUUGUUUACAAACUUAACUCAAAGUGGAUUAUACUAUU
This is a messenger RNA of Chlorocebus sabaeus (green monkey), 3882 nucleotides long. RefSeq names its product dynein regulatory complex subunit 4 (gene DRC4). NCBI's taxonomy places the organism in Eukaryota, Metazoa, Chordata, Mammalia, Primates, Cercopithecidae. The record is from RefSeq and is a predicted model, not a curated record. Gene Ontology annotation, biological process: flagellated sperm motility. Gene Ontology annotation, cellular component: Golgi apparatus; microtubule; motile cilium. Gene Ontology annotation, molecular function: small GTPase binding; microtubule binding.